Molecule: messenger RNA, 1855 nt
Organism: Carica papaya (papaya)
Lineage: Eukaryota; Viridiplantae; Streptophyta; Magnoliopsida; Brassicales; Caricaceae
Gene: WRKY32
Product: WRKY DNA-binding protein 32
Biological process (GO): regulation of DNA-templated transcription
Molecular function (GO): DNA-binding transcription factor activity; sequence-specific DNA binding
Source: RefSeq, a predicted model, not a curated record
AUCUAUUUUCUCUUGGAUUCACUUUAAAAUCAGAAAAAUUUCGGUCGCUGCGGAUUUCCUCUGUCUCCAAAAAUCGGACUCGUAUAAGUAUCCGGAAACUGUUACUUACUUUACUCUCUGUCUCUUCGCGAGAAGAAAAUUGGUCAUGGCUGAGGCCGAGACCUGUAAAGCUGUUCAAGUGGAACGCCGGGAACGACACGAGCAGGAACCAAACGACGAGUUUGAAGAAUUAGGAAAUGAAGCGAGUCAACUCGGUCAGAUAUCACGGAGAGGUGAGUUUCCGACAUCCGUGCCUCAUAAUGAAGCCGAGGUUGGAGACGCCUCGCUGGAAACCCUAGAGAAGGAUCAGCCUGGAGGGUUGCAGAAGAAUUCUGAUGCGGAAUCUAAUGGAGAAGCUGAGUUGAAGGAGAGAGCCAGGGAAAUUCACCAGGAAGAUUUAGCGGGUGCAACACCUCAGGGUGGUGAAGCACAGCCAGAAAAUCAACUACAGUCCUCUAUCUGUACAACUUCCUUGUCUGAAUUAUCACCAACUUCUGUUACACAAUCUAUAUCAUCUGCUCCAAGUCCAACUGUACAAGAACAAAGAUUGGCCCCCCAGAAAGCUAACAGUGUAUGCAUGCCAGAAGAUGACCAGCUAAAUUCUUCAAAAGUUAAAACUCUUACUGUUGUUCCUAUAAUUAAGACGCCUAGCUCUGAUGGUUAUAACUGGAGAAAAUAUGGUCAGAAACAAGUGAAAAGUCCAAAGGGUUCCCGAAGCUAUUACAAAUGCACAUAUUCCAAUUGCUCAGCUAAAAAAAUUGAGUGCUCUGAUCAUUCAGGCCAUGUCAUAGAGGUUGUUAAUAAAGGGAUGCAUAGUCAUGAUCCACCUCGAAAGAAUAACUGCAUGAAAGAAAAUAGGCUUUUGUCAUCUGCCGCGCCUGCUUUAGGGGAUACUGCAACGGAACAGCCUAUUAGGUUGCUUAGUGAUUCAGAUCCAUCCACAUCGACAAAAGUACCUAUGCAUGAAAUCCCUAUAAUUCCUGAAAGGAAAAGGCAGAAUUCGAGUGGAUCUGAUGGGAGUGGUGAAAUAGAAGUCAAGGAGGAGCAGAUUAAUGAACUAGAAGCCAAAAAAAGACUGAAAAAGGGUAACUCAGCAUGCCCGGAUCUCUUGAAACCUGGGAAGAAGCCAAAAUUUGUUGUGCAUGCAGCUGGUGAUGUGGGAAUUUCUGGUGAUGGAUACAGAUGGCGCAAGUACGGACAGAAGAUGGUUAAGGGAAAUCCUAACCCCAGGAAUUACUACAGAUGCACCUCUGCUGGAUGUCCGGUCCGUAAACACAUUGAGACAGCUGUAGAUAACACAAGUGCUGUUAUUAUAACAUACAAGGGUGUACAUGACCAUGACAUGCCUGUACCAAAGAAGCGACAUGGUUUGCCUAGUGCUCCUCUUGUUGCUGCGGCUGCUCCUGUUUCCAUGAAUAACCUGCCAUUUAAAAAAACUGAUACAGCCCAGAACCAAAAAUCAUCAACCCAGUGGUCACUGGGCACAGAAGGUGAAUUGACCGGUGAGGCCUUGGACCUUGGAGGUGAGAAAGCAAUUGAAUCAGCUCGAACUCUGCUCAGCAUUGGAUUCGAAAUCAAGCCCUGCUGAAAACUAUUACCUCACACAGAGUAUCAUAAAAUUAUCACUCGUGGGCCUUGUAUGAAAACGAUGCAGCUGUUCUAUAAAAUGAUUUGGUUGUCAGGUUUGAUUUUUUUUCCUUUUUGUAUCUUUAUUCUCUGUAGCUUCUAGUAAACAGUUGUAUAAUAGGUAUUUGUACACCUUCUUGACUUUGUUUGGAGCAGAGUAAUAGUAGAACAAUAGAGAAGUUCUUGGCUC